Messenger RNA from Monodelphis domestica (gray short-tailed opossum), 4824 nucleotides. It is a transcript of the gene NPLOC4, whose product is annotated as NPL4 homolog, ubiquitin recognition factor. NCBI's taxonomy places the organism in Eukaryota, Metazoa, Chordata, Mammalia, Didelphimorphia, Didelphidae. Gene Ontology annotation, molecular function: ubiquitin binding; ubiquitin protein ligase binding. The record is from RefSeq and is a predicted model, not a curated record. Gene Ontology annotation, cellular component: nucleus. Gene Ontology annotation, biological process: ubiquitin-dependent protein catabolic process.
GCGUGGCACUGGCACGUCGGCUGCAGGCUGAGGCCGGGCGGGCGGAGCUGGAGCGGCGGUGGUGGCUGCGGAGCGGUCGGAGGAGCGAGGCCAGAGCCAAGGCUAGAGCCGGAGCUGCGGCUGCGGGCCACUCGGGGCGGCGGGCGGCGGCGCUGGCGGCGGGGGCCGGGCGCUGGGGCCCGGAGACGGCAGAAGCGGCCAUGGCCGAGAGCAUCAUAAUCCGUGUCCAAUCACCAGAGGGGGUAAAGCGGAUCACUGCAACAAAGAGAGAAACAGCUGCAACAUUUUUGAAAAAGGUUGCAAAGGAGUUUGGCUUCCAGAAUAAUGGUUUCUCAGUUUACAUCAAUAGAAACAAGACAGGAGAGAUAACAGCAUCACCAAACAAAUCCCUUAACCUGUUAAAAAUUAAACAUGGCGAUUUGUUGUUCCUGUUUCCCUCGAGCCUUGCUGGACCCUCAUCUGACAUGGAAACUUCUUCCACACAAGCAUUACGUGCUUGGGGAGCUCCCAAUGUGGUAGAAGAUGAGAUUGAUCAAUACCUUAGUAAGCAGGAUGGGAAGAUUUACAGGAAUCGAGAUCCACAACUUUGCCGACAUGGUCCUUUGGGGAAAUGUGUGCACUGUGUACCUCUCGAGCCAUUUGAUGAAGAUUACUUGAACCAUCUUGAACCUCCUGUGAAGCAUAUGUCCUUCCAUGCCUACAUUCGAAAACUGACCGGAGGGGCUGAUAAGGGGAAAUUUGUUGCCCUGGAGAAUAUCAGCUGCAAGAUUAAAUCUGGUUGUGAGGGACAUCUUCCAUGGCCUAAUGGCAUUUGUACCAAGUGCCAGCCAAGUGCUAUCACACUGAACAGACAGAAAUAUCGGCAUGUAGACAACAUCAUGUUUGAGAAUCACACGGUUGCUGAUCGUUUCCUUGACUUCUGGAGAAAGACUGGGAACCAGCAUUUUGGGUACUUGUAUGGACGGUAUACAGAGCAUAAAGACAUUCCUCUUGGCAUUAGGGCUGAGGUUGCUGCCAUUUAUGAACCCCCUCAGAUCGGUACACAGAACAGCCUGGAGCUCCUUGAAGACCCCAAAGCUGAAGUAGUAGAUGAGAUUGCUGCCAAACUUGGCCUAAGAAAGGUUGGCUGGAUAUUUACAGACCUGGUCUCAGAAGAUACCCGAAAAGGCACUGUCCGAUAUAGCCGAAACAAGGACACAUAUUUUCUGAGUGCAGAAGAAUGUAUAACUGCAGGAAAUUUCCAGAACAAGCAUCCCAAUAUAUGUCGGCUUUCCCCAGAUGGUCAUUUUGGAUCGAAGUUUGUAACCGCGGUAGCUACAGGUGGUCCAGACAACCAAGUUCAUUUUGAGGGUUACCAGGUAUCUAAUCAGUGCAUGGCAUUGGUUCGGGAUGAGUGCUUAUUGCCAUGUCGAGAUGCACCUGAGUUGGGUUAUGCCAAGGAAUCCAGCAGUGAGCAAUAUGUGCCUGAUGUGUUCUAUAAGGACAUAGAUAAGUUUGGUAAUGAGAUCACUCAGCUGGCCCGCCCCCUCCCGGUGGAAUAUCUGAUCAUAGAUAUCACGACGACUUUCCCCAAGGAUCCAGUUUAUACUUUUUCUAUUUCACAAAAUCCAUUCCCUAUUGAGAACCGAGAUGUCCUAGGCGAGACACAGGAUUUUCAUAGUUUGGCUACAUAUCUGUCUCAGAACACCUCCUCCAUUUUCCUAGACAUCAUCUCAGAUUUCCAUCUGCUCCUCUUUCUGGUCACCAAUGAAGUCAUGCCUCUUCAGGACAGCAUUAGCCUAUUGCUGGAGGCUGUGAGGACUAGGAAUGAGGAGCUAGCACAGACUUGGAAGAAAUCUGAGCAGUGGGCCACCAUUGAACAGCUCUGCAGUACAGUUGGUGUCCAGCUUCCAGGAAUGCAUGAAUAUGGUGCCAUCGGGGGUCCAACACAUGCCACCUCCUCUGCAAUGUGGGCUUGUCAACACUGCACCUUCAUGAACCAACCAGGCACGGACCACUGCGAGAUGUGUAGCCUCCCCAGGACCUAACACUCCCCACCAUCCUCCUGGGCAAACCUGGGGACCAGACUUACAGCCCUCUUAGAAGCCAGGAUCAUUUCUCAUGAUUCUUCCCCUGUAAUGAUGCCCCAAUGGUGGGCAGACCUGAAGAAGGGGAAAAGGCUACCCAUGGGUCUCUGCGACCCACAGAAGCAUCUUGGCACUGUUCUUUCCAGAGGGUACCCACUAGAUAGAGGGAUCCAAGGCUGGGUUUUCUGCCAGGCUGAAUUUAAUCUCAAAACUGGAAAUCCCAAAACUAUCCCCAAUGCAAGAAAGUCAGACAUUUAACCUCAGUUUACAGUUUUGCAAUUUGUAUUUGAUAAGAACUAUGCCCUUCUGUGUCCCCUGGAAUUUGCUUUUCCUGCAGCCUUCCCCUUUCCUUUUGCAAUUUUCUCAUUUUUUUAAUGCUCUUGCCCUUUCCACUUCCUCCACUCCUAGUCCCCUUUAAAAACCAUAUUGGCCCUCUGCCCUGUCCUUUGUUUUCUACUCCAUUACCAGGUAUUGGAUGCCUUCUGACAGUGGCGGCUGCUUUUUUCCCCUCUUCAGCUUGGCCAGUUAUCUGGUUAGAAUGAAAACCAGAAGGGUCAGAUGAGCUGUGUCUUGGGACAGGGGGCUUCCCUUGUUGAUUUGCAUGAUUUUUCCCCCUUUUCACCUCAUUCUUCCUCUCACCAGACUAGGAGGUGAGAUUUAAAGAUCUACAUUGGUUAUAAUGACAGCAAUUUGUAAUUCUUUCCUACAGGCCUUUUUAGUUUGUUUUUAUUCUUAAAGAGAAAAAUACUGCACAAAAGGGGAGUGAGAGGCUACUUUCCACUUCCCUUUCCUUCUCCCUUCUCAAGCUUUCACCUUAAUCAAUCCCUUUUGGGGUGUGUGUUUGUGGAUGGGUGUGUACGUAGAUAAGUGUGGAUCCACAGUUAGCUAUCCUUUGAAGUAAACCUCAGUGCCUGAGUCUUUCCACCAAGCUACACAGUAAGGACAUUUUUAAAAGCUGAAGGUCUAGAGGGGGGGGAACUGAAGAAUGAGCUGCAUCCAGGCAAGUGGAACACUGGAGCUGAGCACUGGAGUUGGGCUAUUUUAGUUUUGUUUUGCUUUUUAAAUUUUUAAUUAAUGCCAUAGUCCCCUGGGUCUAGCAGAGGUAAGCUCAGCUCAACCGCAGUAUUAAGUAUUGUGUUCCCACCCACCACCUUCUUUCCUCUUCCUACUUCCUGAGCCCUGGGUCUUCUGAUUCACUGGUAUGUCAACUGUGGCAAUCCCAGGAGGGAAUUUAGGGUUCUGCUAAGUGUGAGGUCUGUGCAAGGACCCCUGAGAAGGCAGCCAAGGAAAUAGAGAAUGACAGCUACAGGGAAAAAACAGAGGGCCUAAUGGGUUCCCUAGCAUUUAUUUACUGGCCUAAACUGCCUGCAGGUGAGUAAGAACAUCAUAACGCAACACCUCAUGGAAAUUCUUUAGAAUUUCCCUCAUAUUGAGCCAACUGGCCUGGGCACCUUGUUACUAUUUUGUCUUGAUGCCAAAUGCAAACUAUCCUCAGCCAUUUAGUAUAAAGGAAAAGGGCACAGCUGCUAGAAUGCUUCUAUCACUUUUACACAUCAUGAUAUUUCUUGCAUAUGCUGAACCCUCUUUUCCUCUUGGGUUCUAGAGAGAAUGUUUGCAUCUGCUAGUUUGCAUGUUGACUUCUGAUGGUAUCAGAAAGCUCAGUGUAAGCUUUGGCUGAUAUAUUUGGGCAGAACUGGCUAGUGGCAUUAGUGGUUUUCCUGGCCAAGGGUUUGCCUGGCCUGUAACUUCCUUCAGGGGCAUGUGGUACUAUUGCAUAAGAACGAUUGGAGCAUGAAAUCCUGCACAGGGGAGCACCUCUCCAAGGUAAUCUAUUCUAGAGCUAUUGAAAAUGGUUUUGGGGACUGACUUUUUAUUUAGAAUAGUAAAUAUCCUGAUUAGUUCAGACAUGCAUCUAGUUCAUAAUCUUCCAUUUGUGCAUACACUGAAAUCAUUCAUUUUCAACCAAGUAGAGACUUAACCUUGUUUCUGAGACAUAAUAUCACAAAUGUAGCAUCAGAUCACAAGAAGAAAAGGCCUAGGCUCCUCCUCUGCUUGCUCUAGUCUCCUUUAUUUGCUGCUUUUGUUUCACUUUACUUUCAACCAUUAUUUUUUCCCUCUGAGAAAUUCUGGCAUUCACACAACUUUCUUUGUCCUUUUUAUUUUAUUUUUGUUUUGGUUUAACUGCCUUAGUUCAACAAUGGACUUUGUGCCAUUAUCCAAAGAAAGCCAGUGAGGGCUUAAUGAAGCUAUACAUAGAGCAGUGGGGUUGGUAGGAGGGCCAGGCUUCUGACCAGAUCCUGGUCACUUCCUCCAACCCCACUGAUUAAUCUGAAGGGACAAUUUGCCUUCCUAAAUGCAGAAAGCCUGAACUGAUCUUGCUUCUCCUACUUAUAGUAUAGACCAUUUUCCCUUUGUUGUCCCAGCCAGCACAUCUCCCUCAAUGUAGCCCAUUGCAAUUUCUACACUAGAAGAGUAAUGGUCCACAAACCAGGAAGGUGGUGACUGAUAGGGCUCAGGGUAGAAGGGCUCAUGCAGGCAGGUGCAGCAGCCUUUUUUGACAAGAAAGAUGUUGAUCUUUUCUUAGCCCACCUCUCUUCUCCCCUUACAGUUUUCAUAACUAAAAACUGGCUCUCUGGGGGUGUUGGUGCUCCAGCUUUGCCUGUUUGCAGAUGUGCAUUUGUUGGAUUUGGAUUGGAGUUCUCUUAAUUACAGCCCUGUAAGUGAAAUCUAAUAAAAGUACCUGAAAUGACUCACUGGA